AAAAAAAAAAAAGUUCGAAAAUUUAAUUAUUUCUUUUUAAAUUAUUUUAUUUUAUUUUUUAAUCGAAUCUCAAGUAAAAAUCAAAAAAAAAAAAAAAAUCGUAACGAAUAUUACCUUAUAUAUUAUUUUUUUUAACAAAGUUUGUUAUCAUUAAAAAAAAAAGAGCAAGUUAAAAGAAAAAAAAAAAAAAUUUUAAUAAUGGGACCUGAAAUGUCAGCUAAAUUUAUCAAGCAUUUAUUUUUUAUACAAAUUCUCAUCAUGAUAGGAAUAGGAAUAUGUGAGGUAGUACAAUUGGCGGAAGUUAAUAAGUCUCAACAAGAAGUUAUUCAACAUCCGGAAGAUUGGGACUACUUGUUUGGUUACACAAAAAGCAUAGCUACAAUUUUUAUAAGAAUAUAUUAUUGGAUUAUUAUACUUGUUUCGUUCGGAAUUUUAGGAUGGGCCUUGGAUUCAUUUAAUAGAAGAUGGAAAAAUAUUGAAAAUUAUAGUGAUAAUUCAAAAAAUGUAACGUUGCUUAUACUAUGGUGUUUUGCAAUUAUACCAAGUGUAACCAUUUUAGCAAGAUCAGAUAAAUUGAGAACAUGUUCCGAAUCAUCCUAUUCAUACACAGUGUCAGCAAGAUUAUUAAGUCAUUGUAACGCAUAUUUGGCAUCACUGUUUCUUGCAUAUAUAUUUAUUAUAACAGUGAUAAUUCAAUUAUUAUUUAAUUUCGUUGUAAUUAAACAUCAAAAAGAAAUUAGUAUGAAACCACCACCAAAUUUACAAGAGCCAAAGAAAAUUAAAGUUAGAAGAAGUAAACGUGUGGCUAAAAAGAGAAAUAGUUUAAGAUCGAUUUCUGCUUAUUCUGCAAGUACAAGAUUAAGUAUUGUCACCGAAGAUGAUGAAGAAAAAAGUAAUAAAAGUAGUAGAAGUAUUAGAAGUAGUAGAAGUACUAAAGGUGCCAAGAAAGUUAAGAAUGAAGUCAGUCCCGAGAUGAGUGUUAAUGAAAAUGUUUAAAGAUUUAAUUUAAUUUUAUGUAAAAAAGUGAAAAAGUUUAUUAGGAACAUUUGGUCUCUUUUCUUUUUUUCAUUAGGUGGUUUGGGUUUGUUUAAUUAUUACUUUUCUUUUUAUUAUAUAUAUAAUAAUAAUUUUUUUUUUUUUGUUCUUUUUUUUUUGUGAAUUCAUUUUUUUGCAUUUUUGCAUUAUUUUUAGAUUAGAAAGUUUC
Molecule: messenger RNA, 1204 nt
Organism: Rhizophagus irregularis DAOM 181602=DAOM 197198
Lineage: Eukaryota; Fungi; Glomeromycota; Glomeromycetes; Glomerales; Glomeraceae
Source: RefSeq, a predicted model, not a curated record